Molecule: messenger RNA, 1918 nt
Organism: Oldenlandia corymbosa var. corymbosa
Lineage: Eukaryota; Viridiplantae; Streptophyta; Magnoliopsida; Gentianales; Rubiaceae
Source: the annotation of a GenBank genome assembly
GAACACAGUCUGUAAUCUGUAGUCCCCAAAUUAGGCUCCGAAACUGAAUGAAAAUUUCCACCAAAAUCUUUAUCGAUUAACUGAGAAAAUCAUCCAAAACAAAUGCACAAUCAGGAAGACAUUCGUAAAUUGCCGAUUGAUAUCGCGUUUGCUCGUCUGGGAGAAUGGCUGGUGGAUCGGAAGAGAAUUCCGGCGGACUGGCGGAAGCGAUUGGCCGCGGUGAGAGCCAAGAUUUCAACGGAGUUUGCAUCACUGCCUAAAGACAUUGAUCCUUACUUCCUAACCCUGGAGAUCGAAGGGAUUGGGUAUCUUGAAGCCAAAAAAAUAUAUGAGAUUCUCCUAAAGUCGACUCCGGAAAGCCGUAAUAUUUUUGGCCGGCUUUCAGGUGCUGCUGUAAGAUCCUCGAAGACAUCAUCAUUAAUACUCUCUCUAAUUUUUCUGUGUAUGCUUGUGUGAUGUACAACUUUUUUCUCGUGUUGUGAAAUAUGUUGAAUUCCAACAGGGUGCUUGGGAGGGUAUUGUGCGUGCAUUUGAGAAGGAUUCGAUAUUUCUGGGAGAGGCUGCUCAGCUAAUGGUUCAGAAUGUUAAUUAUGAAAUCCCUUAUCAGAAGAAGCAAAUUCAGAAGAUUCAGCAGCAACUUACUGAGUUGGAGCGCAAGGAGUCUGAUAUCAAAAGAAAUGCGGCUCUUUCUGCAACUAAAUAUGCAGAGGCUUGUCAGGAUCUUGGGUUGCAGGGAGUAGAUGUGAGGUCAGAGCUUGUAUAUACUGCAAAAAGUUCACUUCCAAUUACAUUCAGCAAACUGCUAGAAGUCUUGAAUGGUGAUUCUGUUUCAUUGGCUAUUGAGUAUUAUUCAGCAUUUGUCAAGGAUGCUCAUACUGAACAGGACAAAACUCCAGCUACGGUAUUAGGAAAUUUAAGAGAGACCCGUGAAAAGCCUCCUUCUCUUACAAUUGCUGUCCACUCUGAAGCUUUUGAUUCUGCAACCACUGAACCAUUGCAUGGUGAAGCAAACCAAAUAAUUGGAGAAACAGAAUUUGCUGCUGAUACGAGUAUUGAUUGGGAUAUCACGUUGGACACUGCCCAGAUUGACUGGGAUAUUGGUACCGUAGAAGAUACCGAAGAAAAUGGCAAUGGCCUUGGCCCUUAUGAGAUUGUUAAUGCUAGUGAUGUGUCAAAUUCUCCCGAGAAUGAAACCAGUGAUUCUCAUCAGCUCUCAUCUGAGCAGUUUUCUGCUCCAGAAGUCUCAAUAUCUGAUAUCUCUUGGGAUAUAAGCGUGGAGAAUCCUGAAAUUAAUGUGGCUGAGGAAUCUGGUUUUGUUAUUUCUAAUGAUCAAUCAGAGUCGGUCAUUCAAAACACUUUAUCGCUGGUGCAAGACAGUAACAAAGAGAGAAGUCCCCUUUUGGAGACGGAAUAUAGGAAUAAGAUUCUUGAUGAUCUAUUUGAGGUUAAAGCAUUUCUGAAUCAACGAUUGUCUGAAUUAACGAACGAAGAUACUUUGUCUUUACAACACCAAGUCCAGUCAGUCGCUCCAUUUGUCCUGCAGCAGUAUUCUUCAGCUUCAAUUCAGGCAAUGCUUUCUGAUGUUACCUUGGCUAUAUCAUUGCUGACAAAUAGGAAAACGAGGGACCUCAUCAUGAUUCUGAACUCAAGAAGAUUUUUGGAUAGACUUGUAAAGACCUUGGAAGAAAAGAAGCACCAUGAGAUGAAGCUAAAGGAAGGAUUGAAGGACUUGGCUAUCAGACGUAUGGAACUCCAGAAUGCAUUAUCUUCAUCAUGGCCCAAACAAGAAGUAGCAGUGGUGAAGACCCGAGAGUUGAAGAAACUUUGUGAAACUACACUUUCGUCCAUGUUCGAUGGAAGGCCUGUCAAUAUCAUUGGGGAGAUAAACACAAUGUUGAAUACUGGUUUGAGUGUAUAA